UCACACAAGUUGCUGCCGAUUAAGAUGCCACCCCACCACAUGUUGGUGAUUGAAAGGUGACCCAGACAUGAGGUCCAUCAGCUUGUUGUCCAUAUCCCCUCUGAAAUCUGAUGCUUUCUAAAUCACUGCCCAAACUCAAGCGCUUAUUAAGGCAGGCCUUUCCCUGUAACACCUUCGUCCUUUCUCUUGUUAGUCGUGGUUAUAUUUUGAUCUGGAACACAUUUAAUUUGUUGUUCAUUUUUUGUUUGGGCUUGCCAGAUCACAUGUGCUAUUGUUACUGUCCUCAGCAAUUAUUAGUCCUGGUGAAAUUUUCAUUUUUAAAAAAAAAAUUUUUUUUUUAAAAGCUCUUCUCAGUAGUCAUCAAUGGCCUUGUUUCAUAAGUUGCUCUCUCAUGUGCUUCAAACUUGUGAUAUUAACUGUGUCUGUAGAUCGAAGCAACUGAUAACUGUUAUACAAGUGAAAAGAAGUGCCCCAUACAUCUAUUUUGUCCUCAAUAAGAUUGUUUUGUUUAGUUUUUUUAAAGGUCAUCAAGUUCGUUAAUAAAGAUGCAAAGUGUCUAAAGUAUGUAAAUACUAUUCACGAAUGAAAAUGUAAAAGCAAGGGAUCAUUUUUCGUUUUUUUUUUAGCUGCAAGCAAGUAAAAUUUCAAAAGUUGGAAAACAUCAAGUUUUUAUUGUUAAUCAGUAAUUGUCUUAAUAAUUAAUUAUUUAAAAAUUCAUCUAAAACGGUUCUAAUUGGGGCAUUUUUAACAUUAGAAUAGUCAAAGGCAAAAGACAAGACAGCUUUUUAAGUUUCAAAUUGUCAUAGAGCCACUGGGAGGUUGUGUUGGUAUGCCUGUGUGGACUUUGUUGAUUAGUGGUGACUUCACCGUACUGUACGUGAUCAGCCCUCUUGUGUGCCGAGAACAAUGUGUUAGUUUUGUGUUAUUAUUUUAAUUUCUCCCCUGCCACAGCUCUUUCUGUGGUUCUCAUGUAAAGGCUACAUCCCUGGGCAGCAAGCUGGAUCCCAGGUGGUGACAAGAUGUUAGCCUCGCUCCGUCCUCCUCUUUGCUUUCCUCUCAUGUUCUCAUUUUCUUCACGCGCUGCUUCUUUCUUUCCUUCUCUCCAUAUGAUCUCCUGAAAGCGUUUUCUUUUCUCUUGCUAUCAUUUACCUGCCUGCCACUUACCACAACUCAACAGAAAACAGAAGCUUUGCACCAAUAUGCCACAAGAGCUUUGUUGUUUUGCUGGUAUGAAUGCCACUAAACUAUUUCAGGUUUGUACAUAAGCCAUCAAACCCACAAAUGUAUAGAACUGUGUAGCCAUAUCUGAUUCUGACAGGACUUGCUUUUAGUCUCCUUAGAGGAAGAUGGUGACGGGUUUGGGAAGAAGAUAUUUAACACAAUGAGGUGUACAAAAGCUAACAUGUAUGCAUGUGCUUUUUUAUAUUUAAAUAGUUAAUGUUCAUGUUAUUUGCAUAGUUUUAAACCAAUUCUUGAAAUCCAUUGAAUUGUUGUACUCUGUUAUAUUAUUAGAUGGAACGACGUUCGAGUUGCUUUUGUCACUGGAGUCACUUAAACCACAUCUUCUCACAUGCUAACUCAUUCUUUCCCCUGUCAGCGCAUGUUUUAAAAAUUUGUACAUGCCAAACCCAUGCGCCAGCUCCUAAUUUGCAUCCUGCAUUCAGCCUGUGGUUGCGUGUAGCUCUUCAUGCUUUACUGCACCGCAUGCACAUCAUGUCCUAGCCGGGUCCCUCUUUUGUUCCCAGUCCCGGUCUGGACUUGGUGUCCAUCCGCAUAUGUGAAUGCAGCGCAUUGAUGAAAGCGGAGACUGGGUGAUUUACGCUUUAGACAUUUAACCUAUUCCUGUUUCCUGAAGCCCUAAUGAACUCUUGAAUCACUGCUGCCAAGUACUGUGAGAACCCCCUGAAUGCCAGUUAAUUAACACGCCACCAGUAACCAACGGAGUCAUUGAGCUGGUGAAGCCACGGCCCACAUUUUGCAUUAGAUCUGUAGCCUAUGCUAUAGUGAGCCACUGAGAAAGUUUCUAAUUCUGGUAAGCAAAUGAUUAAUUUAGUUCCCGUUCCAGAUGAUUAUAAUAAGGAGGAUGAUGCAAAGGACAACGUGACACGUUAGCCAACAGUGCUGUGUUACUGUUUGGAGUGGAGGUAACAGUAAGGUCAUGUUACAGCAUCGCAAUCAACCCUUUUUUAUCAUAGUUUUUCCCUUCGUUUACCGGUGAAGUCUUCAUGAAAAGAACUAAUACAACAUGACAACGUAUUCACUUGCCAAUUCAUUAGCUACACUAGUGAAAAUUUAAGCAUUCUAACAUAACAGUCUCAAAAUAGAGCUUCUUGAAGACGAGAGCUGUUGAAUUAACUGAGUUUUCUUUUCGGAGGCAAAGUUAAUAAAUGGGCCAGUGAUUGUAUAAGCCCUGGCUGCCCAAUUUGGGGCCCGCGGGCCAAAUACUGACUGAAAAAAAAGUUAAAGUCACAUUAAAGUAAUCGUUAAAAUAAAAAAAUCAUUCACUCUAACUACAAUGUUUUAUUUAGUGGCCUUAAUCCUCUUCCAUAUUACACAAUAACCAGUGUCAUUCAUGCUAUAUAUUUAACUUAAUGUACUGCAGAAUUAACAUUUCGGCCCUCCACUAGGAAGAAUUAAACCAGGCAGCCCUGGAAUAAGCUGUAGUCGUACGAUAAUACGAUGGUAUAUGUCCGUCUCUCAAUCAGGUUUCCAGAUAUUUUGAGAGUUAGUUGCAGUUGUUAUAGCACAAGCUGAUCAGCGUUGCUAAACAGGCAGUGAUUUAGUAUCAUGGUAUGUUGAAAUAAUGAUGAGAAAAAGAGUCAGAUUGAAUUGUUUCAUCUUGUUAAAUCUGUCAACAGCAUUGACAAUAACCUGCAUGGAAAUACCAUAGUGUGAAGGGUGUUAACUGUCUGUUUUGACUUUUGCUUGUGGUCCAUAGUGGUUGAUGUUGAUGUUAUUUAUUUUUUUUUUAACCUACAUUAGAAAACACAGUGUUAGAAAUGUCCCCAGAGAUGUACAGUAUAUCUACUCUCACAGUUGUGUGUAUUAUCUGAUUGUGGACACAAAGUGCUUACAUAAAUACAGGUCGUGUCUCCAGACCCCCUUCAGCAGUCUCCUGUGGAGAACAAAUCAAGCUCUCGUCACUACCUGUCUGCCUGAGUGUUAGUGUCUGACCCACAUAACGACCUGUCUGCCUGCCUCUCUGCCUCUGUCUCUCUGUCUCUCUGUCUGUCUGUCUGUCUUCAUCAUUAGUAUCAUUUGUAUUUGUGUGCGUGUGACUCUCCGUGACUUCUACCUAGACCUGUUUGUGCUCCUGUCAACUCGUGUGCCUGCCUGCCUCUCUUCGUCAGCAUGUUCAUUUCACGUUUCGUCACCGUCCCUUUGCCCUUUUCUCUUUUCCCUCCCGUCGUCUUCUCAUCCCAUCAUAUCUGCUUCUUUCUUUCUCUCUGCCCCAUAAGUUUAUUUGCGCAGUGCUGUUGUGACUCAUGCUGGACAGUAAUACUAACAUACUUUUCGGUGAAUUCUGGAUGACUCCAAAGCCAAUUUUCCACGUUAAAAGAUGAUGGUAGUAUAUGCUAGAUGUUCCAGAUAGUCAGAUGAAAGAGUCACUUGCAGAGCUGAAUUAAAAUAGACUUAAUUCCUACUACUGAUUCCUAAUGUUUUGCCCAUAUUUGACAAUUUAACAACUCUUACCACCUUUGACUAAUGUUUUUAUAAGUUUAUGGAACACCUCUAGGCUCAUCUCACAGAGAAGCAAUUAAUGUUUAGUUUAUUAGCUAUAUAGCUGUAUUUCCAUUCCUUUCAGGCUAAAACCUUUGAUAGGACAUCAUCUGACGACUUAUUUUGGUGUUUUUUCUACAUUGCGUUGAUAUAAAACUUUGAAUUUGAAUUUGAAUUUCAAUAAAAACCAAGCAGAUUUGUUAGUCUAAUGAGCUAGCAACAAGAGGGAUGACUGAUAGGGGGCAAAGACCAGAUUUAGUCAACCAAUUUGACAUUUACUAACUGCCCUAUUUUCUUAUCGUUUCAUUCAUGUUAUAAAACGAACAAACAAAUAAAGAGCAAUCUCUGUUUUAACCGGAUUUGGAAGCAUUUGAUCAUCAGCAUUUGUUCGAUUAUUAAUUGCAGUUCAGCAGCACCUUUCUUCCACUUAAAAUUCAACAUGCUCUACUGUCAUUCAGUGCUGUUGAAUUGUUGCCAGGUGUUGUCAGCUCCUGGGCACCUGUCCUUGUGAACGAUUGCGAAGCAAGGGACCGUAAUUUAGUCGGCUAAUAGGGCUGAGUUCUUCUCAUCUUGGCAACCAGGGCACAGGGCAUCUUUGUUUUUCCUAAUUUUUCUCUCUUUUUUUGUCAUCUUCCAUUUCUCCCUUCAACCUCCAUUUCUUCCCCUCCUCAUUUUUGAAAUGCUCUGCGCCUCUUUUUGACUUCCUUCCUCAUCCUUUUCUCCCCCCCUCACUUUCUUCGAGUCGUACUGUCAUCUAUUUUUAGCUCCUCGUGUGUUGGGCAGAGGAGGUGCGUGAAAGCAUGGGACUGUGUCUGGAUUGCGGGAGGGAAAGGUGCAGGCUGGUGUGUGUUGUGUGUGUGGGUGUGUGUGUGUGUGUGUCUCUGUGUAUGUUUUUGGUCUCCAUCACGCUACACCAAAUUGCCCUGCACGAGGCAAACUCUGCCGUCUUCAGAAAGUCAUUAGGAACAGGACGCAGACAAUGGUGCACUUAAUCUGACGCUAAUUACUACCCACUGAAGUUGUUAAUUUUAGCUCAGCCGCCGAGCGAUUCUGUUUAAUCAACACAUCAUGUGGUCUAAAAAUAACCAGUAAUUACUCCAAGGCCGGUGGCAACUCACUAAAACUAACCCAUGCAAUAAAAAAAAAAAAAAAUAGAUGUUGAGGGUGAUUAAAACAUGUCUGGGGAGGUAAUACUACCUGUGUAGAGCUGAUUGUGUCGUGUUAUAUAAUAACAGUCUGAAUUUCUUUGAGGCUUUCUUGCACUGUGUAAGUAGUACAUUGUAGUACUACAUGUACUAGUAGUAAAUUGACUAUAUUAUAACCACAAGAAUAUUGUAGUCUCCUUCUCUCUUAGUUUUUCAUAAACAAAAGCUUUUUCUUUUUCUUUUUACAUCUGAAAGGACCCUCGAGGAAAGUAGGCCAUUUGUAUAAUUAUACAUUACAUAAGUACCAUCAUUGGAUAAUGUUUAGACUGUAAAGAGCACUAAUAUUAUUAUUGUUAGGGGUGGAAUUAAGCAAACAUGUACACAUUGUACAAACACUAUUAUCAUUGUGAGUGUUGUUGAUUCAUGAAAGGUUUUUUAAUAAUGACUUUUCCAUAUUAAACUCGAUUUGUCAUCCCUGCGUUUUACCUAAAGAAGCCAGCGAUUACGAUAGAACAUUACUGAACAUCGCAUCAUCGUUAAUAUUACUAAGCCUCUCUCGUUAUUAAAGUCAUUUUUGAGACUAAAUUAGAGCAGCGCUCACAUAUGUUGUAGUAAAAAUGAUUUAACCUGCUCCAACUGCAAAACAUUCUAGUGAAAACACAUCAAGGAAAUUCUUGGUAAACGGUCAGAAAAGUUCCAGAGUGCAUGUUUUGAGAUAAUAAUUCUAAAUCUGAAUGUACUAAAUCUCCCAAAAGGCUCAUAACAAAAAUUAUUUAUACCCCAAAGCUUCGUAUUUAGAAUGAUCAACUCAGACCUCGGUGAAUGUUAGAAAUGUUUGUGGACGAAGGUUGGUUUCUGCGUUGCUUCUGCUUUCUUUAAGUCCCACCGCACAAUUUUCAUUGGCAUUCAAGUGAGAUGGCCAUUUAAGGACUGUGAUUCUGAACCAAGUUUUUUAUUGACCUCUGCUCAACAAAAUCAUGAUUAAGCUUAGGAUCAUUAUCUUGUGGGAUAGUUGUGUUAUUACUGAGUUCACACUCUUCUUUAGUUUGUGACCUGGAAAGAGUUUGUGAUGAGUUUUCCCUCUAUGCUGCAUCACCUUAUCUGAUCCCUUCAGAGUCUGAUCCCAUGAGCCUAAAUAAUUUCCGUUUAGUCUUAACACGCCAUGAAACAGACUCCCUGACUGUUUCUAUUUUCUUGAAUAUGUGACUCUGCUUUUUUGAUAUUUUUUGGUCAAGUAUGAAGCGUGUUGAAGUCCUUGAUUCGUCCUUCUUGGUGUCAGUACUAAUCCUUUAUCUGGCAUUCAGUCACACUUGAGUUUAACACAUUUCUAUAAAAAAGAGCUUAAGGCAAUUUAUUAGCUUUAAAGAUUGUAGCAUUUCCACAUUUCUGUGUAUUAUCUAAACUUGUCGAAACAUCCAUCAUCGCCUUUUAUGCUCUCUGUCACUUGAAGCUUGCACCCAAAAGGCAAACCCAGACGCUAAUUGCAUAAUUACUUUCUGCAUGAGUGGACGUGCCACUAAUUACACACAGACUGUGAGCGCAAAUUGAAUUAUUUGCGCUAUGCUUUUGUGCGUUUUAAUCUGUCAGUCUCCUCAGCUUUUGUGUUGCUGGAGAUUAUUAUUAUCAUUAUUAUUUUCUAAGUUAAAUGGAAAAAAUAUGCUAAUUGUUGGAGUCAGUGCUCCAUAAAAAGCAGUAUAUUAACACAAAAUGGAGUUGAUUUGUUAACAGGAAUGAAAGACGGUGAAAAAGCAGAGGCUUUAACAACAUCUUGUGAAGUUCUUUGUGCCUUUUUAAUUUUCGAAUGUUACCUUUUACACAGUGCUAUGAACAGCACUAUCUGCGCUAGGUUGCACAAAGCUAUGGGGAAACCAGCUUUUCUAUUCUCUGCGUCCUUGCUUUACAAUGGCAUUAAUAAUAGAAAUAUUUCCUGUAGCAAAACAUGUGGUCAUUGUUUCUCUUAAAUACAAUAACUUUUGUGCAUCGUAGACAGAGAACGUCCAGGCUCUGAGGGGGUGAGAGGCUGCAAAGGUUAACAGUCAGAUCUCACUUUUAGAUGAUCUUAGUUACACUGAUCGUUUCUAAUGUUAGCUGUGUGAAAGCGUUUGUUUAAAUGUUGGGGUGAUUAUGAGAAGCCCUGCCUCCCCCCCUCCAAAAAAAAAAGAAAAAUAGGGAGGAGUGGAGGGUGGGGGAAGGAAGCAGCCCCAUGUCUUCGCAGUUGAUCAUUGGUUGGAGCCACAGGGGCAGGGAGGGGCCUCAGUGCUGCUGUUUCUGCAGAGAGAGGCAGUGGGAGCAAGGAGUGUGAGACAGGCACAGCAAAGGAGGAUAAAUCCACACAGGGGUUCUCCCACCAUCGGUAUGCCCGCCUUCCUGAUUUCCACUCCAGACAUAGUUGCUGCCCUUCUGAAUAGAAACGACAGCUGAGGUGCGCUCGCGUGCGUGCGUGUUCUGGACGUCAAUCAGCCCGCACGCUGCCUUCAUCCUCUCCGCUACACGGGAUUCUGCUGUGAUCUUACCGCGAAGGACCAGACAAAAAACUGAGACGGGGACAAGCGGAGAUGCAAGAGUGGUAGAAAGAGGGGAAAGGAGCAGCGAGAAAGCAGCGGAGAAGAAGAAAAGAAAAGAUAAGCUGGUGAAAGGACAAAAUAAAAAAAGGAAGUAAUGCUUAAUCCUUUCGUACAGUUUAUGUAGGUAGCGCGUUAAAUACUGAUAUCUGUUCCCUGGACGCUGUGACAGAUAAGAGAGCUAUUCAGUCUGGGAUUUCUCCAGCGGCAGCAGAUGUUGAAGACAUCUCAGACUUUAUUGGGAGUGGAGGCAUUUCAAGCAUAACUUGGACUGGAAUUCCUUCAAACAAAGUCACAUUUUUGUGUAUUUUUUCUCCGACUUCCUGUGACUUCAACCGCGAAUGCGAGAAAAAAGAAAAGGAAUACCUAUUUUUUGUUUACGUUGAGUAUUAUUAUUGUGUGUUUUCGUGCAUAAACCGGCUGCUCUGAGAUCAAAUCUGGAGGAUUUCCUUACGUUUUCUGUCCUGUCCACGCUUCCUGCAUUUGAAGUCGUAGAUGACAUCAUGAAACCGCAUCAUGGAGCUGUGCAGUCGGACUGAAACCACACAGAUACUUUCAGAACCAACCGGUCACCUGAUAAAUUAGUGGGAUCUCGGAUUCGUCGUACCCUUGAGGGGGCCCCUCAGUCACAGAUUCCUGCCCAAGAUGAUGAAUUCCUCCCUGGAUCCACUGAACCAGAGCUCUGCCGACUCGUCGAACUUAUCUGAUCCCUUCUGCUUACUUGAAAUAGGCUAUUCCCAAAUAUUCAACACCUGCCUCCUCGAGGUCUCCAUAAUACUUCUCCUCACUGUUCUUAUCAUUUCCGGUAACCUGGUGGUGAUUUUCGUGUUCCACUGCGCCCCUUUGCUCAGCCAGCACACCACCAGUGCUUUCAUCCAGACUAUGGCGUACGCUGAUCUUCUGGUGGGAGUCAGCUGCCUCUUCCCCUCCCUGUCCCUGCUCCAUCAUCUCCAGGGCCUCGACCCAAAGCUCACCUGCCAGGUGUUUGGGUACAUGGUGUCGGUUUUAAAGUCCGUUUCGAUGGCGUCUUUAGCGUGCGUAAGCGUCGACCGUUACAUCGCCAUCACGCGCCCUCUGACCUACGCGUCCCUAGUGACGCCCUGCCGAGUGCGCUGCUGUAUCGUCCUCAUCUGGCUUUACUCCGCUCUGGUGUUCCUCCCGUCUUUUCUCGGGUGGGGGAAACCCGGUUAUCACGGCGACGUGGUGGAGUGGUGCGCAGUCGAGUGGAGGACUAGCCCGGCGUUCACCACCUUCAUCGUCGCGCUGCUGUACGCCCCGGCGGCCCUCACCGUCUGCUUCACCUACGCCAACAUCUUCAAGAUCUGCCGACAGCACACCCGGGAGAUCAGCGAGCGGCACGCGCGCUACCGACCUCAGCAGCUGCAGGGACCAGGAAUGACGGCGGGAUCGGUGGUGAAGCACAACAGCGCAGAGCAGGAGCAGUUGCCUCACUUGUCCCAACCACAAAAGCCUCAACACCACCAACCGCAGUAUCAGCAGUCGGCCUCAACAUACCCAGACAAGCGAUACGCCAUGGUGCUGUUCCGCAUCACCAGCGUCUUUUACAUCCUCUGGUUGCCCUACAUCAUCUACUUUCUGCUGGAGAGUGGAGGGAUCUACCACCACCCCGCAGCCUCGUUCCUUACCACAUGGCUGGCUAUCAGCAACAGCUUCUGCAACUGUCUCAUAUACAGCCUCUCGAACUCUGCCUUCCGGAAGGGACUCAAACGCCUCUGCUCCUUCUGUUUACAGCGCAGCAGCAGAGGGUUUGCGGUUAGGAACACUAAAAAGGCUUUCGUAGGCUCCGUUGAAAAGGGAUGCGCAGCGCCGGGGUAUGGAUGUGGCCAUAGUGGAAUGGGAGUUGGUACAACAUGUCAUGUGUAGUGCGGAAACCCGAGGAAACUCUCGAGCCAACUUGGCAUUUGAACUUUUCCGGGGGGGGAAAAAAAAAAUGCCUGAAGAGAUUGCUGUAAAAGGUUAAAUGUGCAACAUGAGGUUGAUCUGCUGCUGUUCCUGUCGCGUUUUCAAGAUUGCACAGGCGUCUUUUCUGCACAGACCGCAGCUUAAAAGAUGCAGUGACAGUUAAGAGCGAAGCACUGAAAUAUGAAAAGGCUUAAAGCCCUUGAUGUUUUCUUAAAAUGGUCAAGGAAACAUGGCGUAUUGUGUAAUGCAAGAAGUUAGAAAGGGGGAGACAGACAAGUCCGAAAAUCUCUGGAUACUGUUUUUGAGGAUGACCAGUGUAAACUGUUUGUUCUCUGGUGUUCUUGUUUUGGAGGUGAACCUUUAACUUAUUUUGUCAGAACGACAACAUGUUAAAACUCUUCUGUCCUUUAAGUGGAAACGAUGUGACCUUCAUUUUGUUGCCAGAUUAUGGUCACACUGUGUGUUGAAUGUGACAAAGAAGAAAUGGAGUCAAACCGGACCACCAACUGCUGUGAUUUAGUGAUGAUGUAUUGUGUACUGCUUUUACCCCCUCAGUAUUGAAUACUGAAAACGAUGCAAUGGCGCGUGUUUGUGCUCCGUAUGUCUUGUGUCUGUUGUUACUGAUGAUUGACUGACUGAAUCAAGUCGACGAGAAACAGAAAGAAAUGACGUUGUUGGUGUGGAACAAGUGCACGUGUCGUUUUAUGGUUUGUGUGCAUUGACUGAAUUCAUUAUAAUUUGUCUUCGCCGAGAAAUCGAUUCAUGAACUUUCAGUUUCAGUUAAUUUAUUGAUGUAGCUGAGAAAAGUGCUAUGUCCAAGCCAUGUGCUCCUUUGAUAUAUGCCAGCCAGCUUUGCUGUACGACUGUUAACAAUUGGUGAAAUGCAAGCGUCAGUUCACAGAACAUUUCUCUUAAAUAGUAUUUUUUAUUGCGCCUUUUGAUCGUCACGUUAAACAUUUUAUCCGUGGCAAAUAAUGACCAUGACAUAUUUUUUUUACAUUUGGUGUGUGCUGAUUGGACUAUAAUUAAGGAUUUCUGAUUCAAGGCAACAAAUGUUAACGUUAACGGUUUGAUGGUCCUUGAACUCUGACCGUUAGUCUUGGAAAACUGUGUUUUCCAAGACUAACAAAUUUUCGUAUUUACACAAGCCUGCAAAUAAUUACCUUAUUGCGCACCUAGGUGUAAACAGUGAUGUGACUGCACUAUUGCGCCUCCAUCUGGAUGUUAGUACAUGUACACAGACACCCAAAUAGCAACACAUGAGGACAAUCAGAACAGACAAACAGCCCAUUCACUCGGCCAGCAGGCUAACCUCUUUGUGGCACCGUGAAGACGGUCUGAUCCCUUAACUUCCUGGGAACUGCAGUUGCAUGUGUGUGUGUGUGUGUACAUCUAUGUGCAUGCACAUGUGGUCUCUUUCCGUCAUCUUGUGUUUUGAUCUGUGGGUUCUUUCCACACUUGUUCUUUAAUACCAAACACUCAAGACCAACAACUGGCUGCGGUGAAUCCAAAUGUACAUACUCAAAAGUUCUGAGAAAACAGACUCUCAGCACAUGUUUAUUUAGGUGCAGACAUUGUAGCGUUACUACCAAAGAAAGCUCAAUAGAUAUUUUUGGGUUGUGAUAUUCAUUUUUUCUAAAUAUCCAGUAUGAAGAUCUAGUAAAAUGCUAGUGGGUUUUACACAAAGUUUGUGUGAAAAGUCCACUGCCCUGUGUUGGCUCAGUGAUGCCUAGUGUGCAUGUAUAUGACUGUUACUCAGUAUAUUGUGAUAUCUUGUUGCCUUGAAAUAAAAUGACAAUGAGCUGUUGGAAAAGUAAAUUCCUUUAGCAGCUAGGGAGAACUUGGUUCAUAUACAUGUGACUGUUUUUGAGGGCUUCAAACGGUGUGUUCAUCGUAUUUGUGUGCAGAGACGAAAAUGUCAGUCGGCCAUCCUCUGUCACUUGAUUCCACAUUCGCCGCAGAAUAACAUGAACCACAUUUGUUGUGAGAAGUAAAAUGUGACCAUGUAUUCAGCUGCUCUUUACAGUUCCAUGCUUUACAAUCAGUGUUUCUCUCUUCUGUAACACUAGACAUAACCAGGAGUAAAACUAUGACUCAAAACUGUUCUUUUUUUUUUCAUGUGUUUGCUCUUGCGUGCUUGAUGCACAUGAGGCUGUACAGGUAAGACAGAAUGUGACCAUUGGCUCAAUGUGGACUGUUAAAGUAGAUCCAGCGAGGGUGCUAUUGAAAUGAUCACCUUUGCACAUUGCUUUAUUAGCUGCACAUCACGUCCCUCAAGUAUACUGUAUUUUGUGAUGUACAGUGGUGUUGGAUUCAUGCCGAAUAUUGUAACUAUUCCUAUUUGUACCUUCUUUUGUUCCACUGUCUGAACAAUUGUCAGUGUGCAAAAAAUGCCGGAUUGAAUGUUUCAAUGUCAGAGUACUCGAGUUUAUUUUGUACAAUCAAUUUGUGUCUUUUUUCUUGUGAAGUGAUAAACGUUGCACAGUCCAGGUAGUCUGAUGAGUCUUAAUUUCUUUGGGUCAUUCCUAGUAAAUCAUUUAUCCAGUGAUCAUUUUAGUUAAAAAAAAAAAAAAAAAAAAAUGGAUGCCUUUGCUUUUGGAAUAACAAGUUGACUACUAGAAAGAUGCCAUUUCCCACAGCAAUUCAUGUCACACUUCACUUGAAAUGCAUAAGAUUUAGGGCAAAGAUUUCAGCAAAAUGAUCUUGUUCAAAUAUGCUCACAUUAGUGGCCACACAUGCUAUUGCCCUCUUCCUGUGGGAACACAGUCUUGGUUCAGGUUCUCAAGGGAACAGCAUCGACUAAAGUGCCAUGCUGGGUAAGAUUAUAAAAAACAAGAAGAAAUGUGAAUGUUGAAGGGUUAUUUGUAGUUUAAAUGGAACCUUCUAUAAGACAGGAAAGUAAUUGUUUACGGACACAGUAUUAAGUGAGCUACCAUAGCUUCAACAAUUUAUUUGUAAAUUCAGGAAGACUCCUGACAGGUAAACUGAUAUCUAAAACAUA
Messenger RNA from Mugil cephalus (flathead mullet), 12350 nucleotides. RefSeq names its product probable G-protein coupled receptor 21. The transcript has a single exon. Gene Ontology annotation, molecular function: G protein-coupled receptor activity. Gene Ontology annotation, cellular component: membrane. The record is from RefSeq and is a predicted model, not a curated record. Lineage: Eukaryota; Metazoa; Chordata; Actinopteri; Mugiliformes; Mugilidae. Bases 8072 to 9310 code for a protein of 412 amino acids. Gene Ontology annotation, biological process: G protein-coupled receptor signaling pathway.